ACUUGUUCUUUUUAUCAUUCGUUCGGCUGAUUGAAAAACUGACAGCUGUUGAGGAACGAGCUCAAAGCACUUUGUGAAAGUUAAUUAUUAUAAAUUGUCGGAAGGGAAAGGGGCUACUUUCUUGGUAUUGCAAAACCGGUUGUCCGAGUCCCUAAUUCAUCAUGUCGGAGCCACGGAAAAACCAUCUCUCCAUAGAUGGAGGGCAGGUGAAAGAAGACGAACACGUUGCAUCUUACAAGCCCAUCCCUGAGUCGGAUACAGAAUUCCGCACAUCCAAGACCAAUCUCUCCAAGUCCAAGGAGAAGAUAUCUCCCGACGGCGCGGAAGAGAAACUUCUGCCUAAGGAGGAGGAAGCCAAGAUCGUGACCAGGGUCGACAUGGCUGACGCCAAGUAUGUGGUGGAAGACCACAGGAAUGGAGACGCUAAGAUCGAGCUCGAUGCUAAUAAGCGGCAAUUCACCGGGCUGACUAAGGAGGAGCUGCUCAAGUACGCGGAGGACCCGUUCUGGGUGAACCUCCGCUGGGCCAUGUUCAUCCUGUUCUGGGCUCUCUGGCUGUGCAUGCUAGCCGGCGCCAUCACCAUCAUUGUCCGCGCCCCUAAGUGUGCCCCACCGGAGCCUAAGACCUGGUUCGAGAAAGGGCCCCUGAUUGACGCCGAGGAGUCUGCCCAAUAUGCCGCUUUGGAAGCUGACCUGCCGCUGAUGCAGAACUAUAAGGUGCAGGGCAUCUUCAUGCCGGUGCCUACGUAUGAUAUAGAGGCUGAGCCGACAGCACGGGAGAGCUUUGAGGCAUUCGUUAAGAAGGCUAAGGAGUUUGGUAUUAAGGUCAUAGUAGAUCUAAUCCCGAACUACGUGUCGAUCGACCACCGCUGGUUCCAACUCAGCAAGAACAAUACGGAGGGAUAUGAUAACUACUUCGUGUGGCAGCAGGGCACUAACUUCGAUGUCGAUGCUAACAAGAGACUGCCUCCUAAUAACUGGGUUUCAACCCUCAACACAUCAGCAUGGACAUACAACGAGGACCGUAAAGCUCACUACCUGCACCAAUACGAGGAGUCUCAAGCGGACCUCAACUUCAACAAUGAAGAGGUGGUCAAGGAGUUCGAUAAUGUGCUCAAAGCUUGGAUGAAGGCCGGUGCUGCUGGAGUCAGAUUAAACAAAGUCCGCACAGUGGUUGUCAACGCGACACUCAAGGACGAGGUGCCACAAUCAGGUCACGGUAGCGACCCUGCCGCCGAUCAUACGUACUAUACUUACUGGCGCCACACGCAGACCAGCGACCAGCCCAAACUGAGGGAGUUGCUGGAUAGGUGGUCUAAUAUCGUCGAUCAGGCUAGCGAGAACCCUGGCACUGGUUCAUCAGUAUUCACAAUCAAGGAAGAAGGCGACCGCGUGGAGCUAUACAAACUCCUGCGCAACGUGACGUCACUGCGGCCGCGUCACGCCGCGCCCGUGCACGUCGGCGAUGACGUCACGGCCGCCGCUGAAAACAUACAAGCUAAGCUCGGCAAGUGGCCCGCACUGCAGCUGAAGACAUCACCGGAGGCUGCGCCUGAGUUGGUGCCGUUCGCACUGCUGCUGCCCGCCGCGCCUGUCCUCAACCUCAAGCAGAUUGAGAGCGAUGACAAUCAGACUGUCACAGCUGAAGCGCUAUCGCACUUGGUGUCGCUGCGUGAGGACGCCAGCAUCCAACACGGCGACUACGCCGUCUCCGGAGUUCCCGCCAGGAACUCCUCACUCAACACACUGCUUGCUGUCGCUAGAUGGAAGGCAGGCCACACCGGCUACCUGGCGCUGUUCAACCCCUCGGCGGAGGAGCAGCGCGGCAACCUGACGCUGCUGACGUCAGUGCCGGCCGCACUCACGCCGCACUACAUGUCGCAUGGCGUGCGACUUUACACCAAUUACUCCAACCACAACGCCGAACCAGCUGACAAUCUGCUGGUGCCAGCCAAGUCCUCAGUAAUAUUCUCCUACGUGCCCAGGACUUCUUCUGAGAACUAGAGAAUCUCAAUCAAUCAAUAUAUUAUAUCCAAAUAACAAAACUUUUUCACCAAACAUGUACACGCUUCCCCGGUGUAAGAAGGGGUCAUAAUUUGCAUUUAAGUUUUUUUAAAAGACAAUAGCAAAAUAAAUAAUUAAUUGAAGCAUA
Molecule: messenger RNA, 2151 nt
Organism: Helicoverpa zea (corn earworm)
Lineage: Eukaryota; Metazoa; Arthropoda; Insecta; Lepidoptera; Noctuidae
Gene: CD98hc
Exons: 12
Coding region: 162-2003 (613 amino acids)
Biological process (GO): carbohydrate metabolic process; amino acid transport
Source: RefSeq, a predicted model, not a curated record